This is a messenger RNA of Notothenia coriiceps (black rockcod), 498 nucleotides long. Its product is annotated as serine hydroxymethyltransferase, mitochondrial-like. Lineage: Eukaryota; Metazoa; Chordata; Actinopteri; Perciformes; Nototheniidae. The record is from RefSeq and is a predicted model, not a curated record. Gene Ontology annotation, molecular function: pyridoxal phosphate binding; glycine hydroxymethyltransferase activity. The transcript has 3 exons. Gene Ontology annotation, biological process: tetrahydrofolate metabolic process. Gene Ontology annotation, cellular component: mitochondrion; cytoplasm. The coding region runs from base 187 to 498 and encodes 103 amino acids.
UGUACAGUGACCGAUUAGAUAUUUGUUGAUUAUGGAACUGAGAGCCAACAGAUGAUUUACCGCUGCUGUCACUUUUAUCUGUGACACAAAGUACGCAUGUCCUUGGCUUUCCUCCAGUACUGAUUUUACUUUCACCCUCUGCACCUUGGAAAGUUUCUGUUUUCCCAGCCCUCAGCUGUCACGGCCAUGCUUUCUCUGUCGUUUCGGCAAACAUUACGGUCCUUCUUCCUCAGGGCUUCAGGAGGUCUGGGUCGAGAGGGGCAGGUCCCAGCGGGGACAUGCAGGCGAGGCUUCGUGAGCGCCGGCGGCUGGACGGGACAGGAGACCCUGGCCCAGGACGACCCACAGAUGUGGAGCCUCCUGCAGCAGGAGAAGAACCGGCAGUGUCGGGGUCUGGAGCUCAUCGCAUCAGAGAACUUCUGCAGCCGUGCAGCGCUCGAGGCCCAGGGCUCCUGUCUCAACAACAAAUACUCUGAGGGGUACCCAGGACAAAGGUAA